Scleropages formosus (Asian bonytongue) is the source of this 4560-nucleotide messenger RNA. RefSeq names its product cleavage and polyadenylation specific factor 1 (gene cpsf1). The transcript is spliced from 38 exons. The coding region runs from base 178 to 4530 and encodes 1450 amino acids. The record is from RefSeq and is a predicted model, not a curated record. NCBI's taxonomy places the organism in Eukaryota, Metazoa, Chordata, Actinopteri, Osteoglossiformes, Osteoglossidae. Gene Ontology annotation, molecular function: nucleic acid binding; protein binding. Gene Ontology annotation, cellular component: nucleus.
GUGCAUUGUGGUUCGUGAUGUGAAAGGAAUACGGAGCGGUCGAUUGAAACCUGUUUACCCGGGAAAUAAAGGCUAAAAUUUAACAUGGAUUCACUGCAGACUGACUCCAAGAGCGCUUUAUAAUAAGGAAGACAGUGUUGAUCAGGAAUAGUGUGCAGUAGGUGAACAGUGGCCACCAUGUACGCUGUGUACAGGCAGGCUCACCCCCCGACGGCCGUCGAGUUCUCCGUCUACUGCCACUUCAUCUCCAGCCAAGAGAAAAACCUGGUGGUGGCGGGGACCUCGCAGUUGCACAUUUACCGCAUCAUCCAUGAUCCAGAGAAUGCACCCAAGACGGAGAAGUCUUCUGAUGUGAAGAGUCGCAAAGAGAAACUGGAACAAGUAGCUUCUUUCUCCCUCUUUGGCAAUGUAAUGUCUAUGGCCAGUGUCCAACUGGUUGGGGCAAGUAGAGAUGCUCUCCUGUUGAGCUUCAAAGAUGCCAAGUUGUCAGUUGUUGAAUAUGAUCCAGGGACACAUGACCUGAAAACCCUUUCCCUACACUUCUUUGAAGAACCAGAACUGAGGGAUGGUUUUGUCCAGAAUGUACACAUUCCAAUUGUUCGUGUGGAUCCAGAAAACCGCUGUGCUGUGAUGCUGGUCUAUGGUACCCAGCUGGUGGUUCUGCCAUUCCGGAAGGACACCUUAACGGAUGAGCAAGAAGGCAUUGUAGGAGAAGGACAGAAGUCCAGUUUUCUUCCCAGUUACAUUAUUGACGUUCGUGAACUAGAUGAAAAACUUCUGAAUAUUAUCGACAUGAAGUUCCUCCAUGGCUACUAUGAGCCCACAUUGCUCAUUUUGUAUGAGCCCAAUCAGACCUGGCCUGGCCGCGUGGCUGUGCGCCAAGACACAUGCAGCAUCGUGGCCAUCUCACUCAACAUAAUGCAGAAGGUGCACCCAGUUAUCUGGUCUUUGAGCAACCUGCCCUUUGACUGCACUCAAGUCAUGGCUGUUCCAAAGCCCAUUGGUGGUGUUGUGGUAUUUGCCGUGAACUCUUUGUUGUACCUGAACCAGAGUGUUCCGCCUUAUGGUGUUUCACUCAACAGCCAAACGAAUGGCACCACAGCCUUUCCCCUGCGUGUACAGGAAGAAGUCAAGAUAACUUUGGACUGUUCUCAGGCAGCUUUCAUAGGCUCGGACAAGAUGGUCAUUUCCCUGAAGGGGGGCGAAAUAUAUGUUCUCACCCUCAUCACAGAUGGGAUGAGGAGUGUUCGGGCCUUUCAUUUUGACAAGGCUGCUGCCAGUGUUUUGACUACCUGUAUGGUGACGAUGGAGCUGGGGUACCUCUUCCUCGGGUCUCGCCUAGGGAACUCCCUCCUGCUGAAGUAUACAGAGAAGCUUCAGGAGACACCCAUGGAAGAGGGCAAAGAGAAAGAGAAGCAAACUGGGGAUGAACCUCUCAGCAAAAAGAAGCGGGUUGAAUCAACUACAAACUGGACAGCUGGGAAAGCACCCCUCCUGGAUGAAGUAGACGAGAUCGAGGUGUAUGGCAGUGAAGCCCAAUCGGGCACACAGCUGGCCACCUUUUCUUUUGAGGUGUGUGACAGCAUUUUGAAUAUUGGUCCUUGUGCUAAUGCUUCAAUGGGGGAACCAGCCUUUCUGUCGGAAGAGUUCCAGAGCAACCCGGAGCCAGACCUUGAAGUGGUGGUAUGCUCAGGUUAUGGAAAGAAUGGUGCUCUUUCUGUACUACAGAGGAGCAUUCGACCCCAGGUGGUAACCACCUUUGAGCUGCCUGGUUGUCAUGACAUGUGGACGGUCAUCUACACUGAGAAAGAGGAGGAAGAGCAGUUGCCCCCUGAAGGAGAGAGCGAAACCCCUUCAGAGACCCCACUGGAGCCCACAGAUGUUGAGGACAAGAACAAGCAUGGUUUCCUCAUCCUGAGCAGAGAAGACUCCACUAUGAUUCUGCAGACAGGACAGGAGAUCAUGGAGCUAGACACCAGUGGAUUUGCAACACAGGGCCCCACUGUGUUUGCAGGGAACAUUGGAGACAAUAAAUACAUCAUUCAGGUCUCGCCAAUGGGGAUCCGGCUUCUGGAAGGAGUGACACAGUUGCACUUCAUCCCUGUGGACCUGGGCUCGCCCAUUGUGCAGUGUGCUGUGGCAGAUCCCUAUGUAAUCAUCAUGACAGCUGAGGGAGUGGUCACCAUGUUUGUGCUUAAGUGUGACACUUACAUGGGCAAGACACACAGGUUGGCUCUGCAGAAGCCUCAACUGCACACUCAAUCUCGUGUCCUCACUUUGUGUGCGUACCGCGACAUCAGUGGCAUGUUCACCACAGAGAACAAGGUGUGCAGCCUGGCUAAGGAGGAAACAGCAGCACGCAGUCAGUCCGAAGCCGAGACCAUUAUCCACGACAUCACUAACACGGUAGACGAUGAGGAGGAGAUGCUGUAUGGGGACUCCAGCCCCCUCUUCAGCCCCACGCAGGAGGAGCCAAGCAGCAGCACAACAGUAACCCAACCCCGGGCAGAUGGCACACCAAGCAAGGCAGAGCCUACGCAUUGGUGCAUGAUGGUGAGGGAGAACGGAGUCAUGGAGAUUUACCAGCUUCCAGAAUGGCGCCUUGUGUUCCUGGUGAAGAACUUUCCAGUUGGCCAACGUGUGCUGGUGGACAGCUCCUCUGGACAGUCUGCAGCUCAGGGGGAGAGCAAGAAAGAAGAAGUGACACGACAAGGAGAGAUACCUUUGGUCAAGGAGGUGGCCCUAGUGUCACUGGGUCACAACCAUUCUCGGCCUUAUUUGUUGGUUCAUGUUGAGCAGGAGCUUCUCAUCUAUGAGGCCUUCCCAUAUGAUCAACAGCAAGCCCAGAACAACUUAAAAGUUCGGUUUAAAAAGAUGCCGCAUAAUAUUAACUUCCGAGAGAAGAAAACCAAACUGUCAAAGAAAGACAAGAAGACAGAAGGAGGACCAGGGGAUGAUGUGUCAGGGUUCAAAGGUCGGGUUGCUAGGUUCAGAUACUUUGACGACAUAUCUGGUUACUCCGGGGUUUUUAUCUGUGGACCAUCUCCUCAUUGGAUGAUGGUGACAUCUCGUGGAGCCAUGAGGCUUCACCCCAUGACCAUUGAUGGGCCCAUUGAAUCGUUUGCCCCAUUCCACAACAUAAACUGCCCCAAGGGAUUCCUAUACUUCAACAAGCAGGGUGAACUUAGGAUUAGUGUGCUACCCACCUACCUGUCAUAUGAUGCUCCAUGGCCUGUUAGGAAGAUACCCCUCAGAUGCACUGUGCACUAUGUGGCAUACCAUGUAGAGUCCAAGGUGUACACUGUGUGCUUGAGUGUGAAAGAGCCGUGCACACGUAUUCCCAGAAUGACAGGAGAAGAGAAGGAGUUUGAAGUCAUAGAGAGAGAUGAACGGUACAUCAACCCACAGCAGGAGAAGUUCUCAAUCCAACUGAUUUCACCUGUUAGCUGGGAGGCUAUUCCCAACACACGCAUUGACCUGGAGGAGUGGGAACAUGUGACGUGCAUGAAGACGGUGGCACUGAAGAGCCAGGAGACAGUGUCAGGCCUGAAGGGAUAUAUUGCUGUUGGGACAUGCCUCAUGCAAGGGGAGGAGGUCACAUGUCGAGGCCGGAUACUGAUCUUGGAUGUGAUAGAAGUUGUUCCAGAGCCAGGACAACCACUGACCAAGAACAAGUUCAAAAUCUUGUAUGAGAAGGAGCAGAAGGGUCCCGUCACUGCCUUGUGCCAUUGCAGUGGCUACCUUGUCUCAGCCAUUGGCCAAAAGAUAUUCCUGUGGAGUCUGAAGGACAAUGACCUGACAGGCAUGGCCUUCAUCGAUACACAGCUCUACAUUCACCAGAUGUACAGCAUCAAGAACUUCAUCCUGGCAGCCGAUGUCAUGAAGAGCAUCUCGCUUUUGCGCUAUCAGGAGGAGAGCAAGACGCUGUCGCUUGUUAGCAGGGAUGCCAAACCUCUGGAGGUGUAUAGUAUAGAAUUCAUGGUGGACAACAACCAGCUGGGAUUUCUGGUGUCUGAUAGAGACAAGAAUUUGCUGGUGUACAUGUAUCUCCCAGAAGCCAAAGAGAGUUUUGGAGGCAUGCGCCUACUGCGGCGUGCCGAUUUCAAUGUGGGGGCCCAUGUGAACACCUUCUGGAGGAUGCCCUGCCGUGGGGCGAUGGAGACAGGCAGCAAAAAGACUCUCACUUGGGACAACAAGCACAUCACCUGGUUUGCAACGCUGGAUGGAGGCAUCGGGUUGUUACUACCCAUGCAGGAGAAGACGUACCGCCGACUGCUGAUGCUGCAGAAUGCCCUGACUACCAUGCUGCCCCAUCAUGCUGGGCUGAACCCCAAAGCGUUCAGAAUGCUACACACUGAUCGGCGCACGCUGCAGAACCCUGUACGUAACAUCCUGGAUGGAGAACUUCUCAACAAGUACCUGUAUCUGAGCACCAUGGAGCGCAGUGAGCUGGCCAAGAAGAUCGGCACUACCUCUGACAUUAUUUUGGAUGAUCUUCUGGAGAUAGAUCGAGUGACGGCGCAUUUUUAAAAGCAGCACUUCCACCUGAACCUGCAAUGU